CAGUCUCGUCUCACGGCCUCCGACGCCUGCGCCUAGCUUAGGGUCCAUGCCGCCUUUGCCGCGCCUAGCCGCCGCGCCCAUCUUAGCGCCAGAUGGCGGCGCCACAGGCCAAGCACACGCGCGCCCAUCGGCGUCGCAGCUCGAGCCUCUCACACACACUCGGCCUUGUCUUGCGCAUGGUGUGCCCUCUCUGCAAACAGCGAUGCCCGGACUCCGUGCGAUUGGCACCACAGGGUCACGGGCAGGUCGCAGAGGCAGUCGAGUCUCGCCGCAUCGGAUCAGCUCCCGCCGGGUCAUGCACGGCGCCUUCCCGCUGCGCGUGCGCGGCGGAUGCGGGAGAGAUGCGCCGGAGCGUGCGUGCCACAGCAGCCAGCCGCGGGAGCUCCGCCGUGCAAGACGCCGCAGCACCAGCGCAACGGGUGCGGCGAGCUCGCUCCUCCUGCCACGCUUGCCCAUCCGCCGGCGAGGAGAUUGCGAGGGCCGCGCCAUGUGUGCUGCGUGCGCCCGAGGCAGCGGCCCCCGGUCCGACGCGCGCGCCGCACACGCGCGACCCGAGAGAGGAGCUCCGCGCAGCACGAGGCGCGCCAAGCAGCGGGCAAAGGCGCGAAAAGGGCAAAGAGGCUCGAGAGAAGGGCGCGGGAGUGCCUCCUCUCCUCUGCGCCCUUCAGCGCACCCAAAGACGCCGCUGUGGCGCACGCACGCUGCCGUCCCGUGCGCGUGGCUGCGUUUGGCACGCGCCGCAGCCAUGGACGCCGCAGCUGAACUUCUCCUGAUGAGCGUUCUCAAGAGCUGCCGCAUCAGCUAUGCGCAUGCGCAGGGCCCUCGGAUGCUGCACAGCGGGUGCAUGAACACGGCCCAGACCCGCUGCGACGUGCGCACGCUGCGUGAGCCGGCGGCAGCGUUGCCAUGCGUCCCCCGAGCUGGCUCGGUGGGCUCAGCCGGCCUGGCGAGCUGGCCUCCGAGGCUCACGGAGCAGG
Tilletiopsis washingtonensis is the source of this 977-nucleotide messenger RNA. RefSeq lists its product as hypothetical. Bases 93 to 773 code for a protein of 226 amino acids. Lineage: Eukaryota; Fungi; Basidiomycota; Exobasidiomycetes; Entylomatales. The transcript has a single exon. The record is from RefSeq and is a predicted model, not a curated record.